CUCCGCCCUGUGGUGCCGGCGGCGCUUGUUGUUCAGCGGCGGCGGCCGAGCUCGGGUGCAUCCUCGGGCCCGCCGCCGCCGCCGGAGCGCUUGGCCAUGGAGCUGGAGGUGCCGGACGAGGCGGAGAGCGCCGAAGCGGGGGCCGUGACGGCGGAGGCGGCCUGGUCUUCCGAGAGCGGGGCGGAGGCAGGUAUGACCCAGAAGAAAGCAGUCCUUGCAGAGGCCCCUUUGGUGACAGGGCAGCCUGGCCCUGGCCAUGGGAAGAAGCUGGGCCAUCGAGGCGUGGAUGCAUCUGGAGAGACCACAUAUAAGAAGACCACCUCGUCCACAUUGAAGGGCGCCAUCCAGCUGGGGAUCGGGUACACAGUGGGCAACCUCAGCUCUAAGCCGGAGCGGGACGUGCUCAUGCAGGACUUCUAUGUGGUAGAGAGUAUCUUCUUCCCCAGUGAAGGGAGCAACCUCACCCCUGCCCACCACUUCCAGGAUUUCCGCUUCAAGACCUACGCACCUGUUGCCUUCCGUUACUUCCGGGAGCUCUUCGGCAUCCGGCCAGACGAUUACUUGUACUCGCUGUGCAAUGAGCCGCUCAUCGAGCUGUCCAACCCUGGUGCCAGCGGCUCUGUCUUCUACGUCACCAGCGACGACGAGUUUAUCAUCAAGACCGUCAUGCACAAGGAGGCCGAAUUCCUGCAGAAGCUGCUACCCGGCUACUACAUGAACCUCAACCAGAACCCACGCACGCUGCUGCCCAAGUUCUACGGGCUGUACUGUGUGCAGUCUGGCGGUAAGAACAUCCGCGUGGUGGUCAUGAACAACGUGCUGCCCCGGGUCGUCAAGAUGCAUCUCAAGUUCGACCUCAAGGGCUCCACGUACAAGCGCAGGGCGAGCAAGAAGGAGAAGGAAAAGAGCCUGCCCACCUACAAGGACCUGGAUUUCAUGCAGGACAUGCCCGAGGGGCUGCUGCUGGACGCCGACACCUUCGGCGCCCUGGUCAAGACACUGCAGCGCGACUGCCUGGUUCUAGAAAGCUUCAAGAUCAUGGACUACAGCCUCCUGCUGGGCGUGCACAACAUCGACCAACAGGAGCGAGAGCGCCAGGCCGAAGGUGCCCGCAGCACGGCGGAUGAGAAGCGACCCGUGGCUCAGAAGGCCCUGUACUCCACAGCCAUGGAGUCCAUCCAGGGUGGUGCUGCCCGCGGGGAAGCCAUCGAGACGGAUGACACGAUGGGUGGGAUCCCGGCUGUAAAUGGGCGCGGGGAGCGGCUGUUGCUGCACAUCGGAAUCAUUGACAUUCUGCAGUCCUACAGGUUCAUCAAGAAGCUAGAACAUACCUGGAAGGCCCUCGUCCACGAUGGGGACACUGUCUCAGUCCACCGGCCCAGCUUCUAUGCGGAGCGCUUCUUCAAGUUCAUGAGUAGCACGGUCUUCCGGAAGAGCUCCUCCCUGAAGUCCUCUCCGUCCAAGAAAGGGCGUGGCGCCCUGUUGGCUGUCAAACCCCUGGGGCCCACAGCCGCUUUCUCAGCGAGCCAGAUCCCCAGUGAGAGAGAAGACGCACAGUAUGACCUUCGAGGGGCCCGCAGCUACCCCACGCUGGAAGAUGAAGGCCGGCCCGACCUCCUGCCCUGCACCCCGCCGUCCUUUGAAGAAGCCACCACAGCCUCCAUUGCCACCACCCUGUCCUCCACCUCCCUCUCCAUCCCAGAGCGCUCCCCUUCCGAGACGUCAGAGCAGCCCCGGUACAGGCGGCGCACGCAGUCUUCAGGCCAGGAUGGCCGGUCCCGGGAGGAGCCCCACGCGGAGGACCUGCAGAAGAUCACAGUACAGGUGGAGCCAGUGUGUGACGUGGGGAUCGUGGUCCCCAAGGAGCAGGGUGCAGGAGUGGAGGUCCCCCUGUCGGGGGCGUCGGCUGCAGCCACUGUGGAAGUAGACUCUGCCAGCCAGGCCUCAGAGCCGGCCAGCCAGGCCUCGGAUGAGGAGGACGCCCCUUCCACAGACAUCUAUUUUUUCGCACACGGGAGAUACUGGCUUUUCUCUCCCCGUCGUCACCAACUGCGGGCCGCGACACCGAGCCUCACAGGCACUCCCACCGACGAGAGGAGCUGGGUGUACUCCCCGCUUCACUAUAGCACGCGGCCCGCCUCCGACGGCGAGAGCGACACCUAACUUCUAUGCAGUCCCCAAUCUGGAGCCCAGUGUCCUGCCACCCCAGUAACCUCCUGGAGGCGAUGCCCCUCACUGGGGCCCAGAGCUCAGUAACAUCACCCCAAAGGCCCUGGCCCGACCUCAUCCUCUCCCUCCCCAUCGACGGAUGCCACCGGCCAGGCCUGUCCCCAGGAUCGCUUGGGCCACCAUCUGCCGCUACCCAUGCCUGUUGGGCCGGCAGCAUUCGGAGUGCCCGAUCCUGUAUUUAUUUUGGGUCCUUUUUUGCACGGAGAGGGAGCACAGGAGUGAUUUUUUAGGACAAAGACAAAGACACAGAAAACCCAGGAUGAGGCUGCCGCCACUGGCCCUGACGGAUCAGGGUCUACAUGUCCUCCUACUUUGGGGACCUGCCCAGCAGCCCACUCUCUGCAGGCCUCUCUCAUGGCGGCCUGCAGAGGGGACAUGCCCUGGAGCCUCCACGUGCCAUCCAGAUCUGUGCUCCUGAGUUGGAUGAGGCCCCUGUCGCUGCCUCAGCAGAGCCCCUCCGUCACCUCAGGUUUGGGACCCAAGCAGACUGCCAGGAAUAGCCGUGCCCUGUGUACUUUCUGCAUCUUCUUACCACCACCAGAAGGAUGUCCCCAAGCACGUGUGUCCUGCGGUUACAAUCACACCUGGCGCAGACGGAGCAGCCAUCCAGUCUGCCUCCCAUGCCUGGGAAGCCCUGAGUUGGAGCCGUGGUUUCUCGCCACGUCCAGGGAACUCCCCUUCAGAGCAGACCCUGCUGGAGAAGAGUGAGGCCAGGCUCCAGGCUGCAGAGUGACAGCUGGGCCCUCAAACACCCUAGCUGAAGAUGAACCGCCAGAGCCAACCGCACUGGGACUCUGGGGAGAGGGAGCUGUCCCUUCCGCUGGGCAGACUCCUCCCCACCCGUGUGGGACUCCUGGGAAGGAGUGUGUUGGGUACAGUCCCAUCGUGUCCCUGUCUACCCUCGGUGUUCUCGACAAGUGCAGCCUGAAAGCCAGGCUGCACUCCCGGUACACAGCCUUCGGGUCAGCCCCAUGGGCCCCUGGGUUGCAUCUUCAGGGACUUACAGGGGCCACAGCAGGCUGCAGAGGCAGUGAGGGCCAUGAUGAAGCCCUUCCUGCAGGCUCCCGUUAACAUCAUGGGACCAGGGGCAUGACUGGGAGCAGACCCUAGCUGGUGUGUUGACAGAUGCCUGCCCCAGACCUCACCACAGGCCCUGUUUGUGUUAAGUCUCAGAGCCCCCUGCAGAGGUCUGCCUUGUCUGUUUGGGGGCUGGCAAGUGACCCCGUGUGCUGAGCUGCUGACCGAGUUGAUUCAGGGGCUGCAGAGUCAGUGUUCAGUCUUGCAUAGACCCCUCCAGGAAGGCACUGUGUCGUGUGUCAUCCCAACACUUUAAAGCAGGAGGACUCGGGCAAGUUCCAGGUUAGGCUGAGCUACAGAGUGAAUCUCUGUAAAGGAAAAAAUCGCAGAGCUAGCGCUACUGUUGGGUGGGUAAAGCUCACCCAGCAGCCUGAGCGCCGGCUUCCAUCCUAGCACUCACAAGCCAGAUGGGGUGAAACAUCUGUCAUUCCAGCGGUUGGAAGGUGGAGACAGGAGGAGGUCAAGGUCAUACUUGUCUAGAUAUCCAGUCGGAAGCCAGCCUGGGCUACAAGAGACCCUCUCAAAAAAGAAUCUGUAAAUAUUUGUGAUUCCCCAUCCUGUACCCCCACCCUGUUCUCUCCAACGGCCGCUAUCGCCCCACCGUGGACGGUGUGAACUGUACUGUAAGGGUCAGAGGCACCUCCAAGCCUGAGGUGUCCCCGGUCCGCUCUGUCCUGCCCUGGCCAUCCCAGCGAGUCCCCUGUUCAGCCCCACAGCAACCUCAGUGCAAUAUGCCCUCCCCGUGGGGUCCCUUGGCAUGGUACUGUCUCCGCAGUCCUCCGUCCCCACCUCCUCUCCGGUGGUUAAAAUCGCAUCGCACACCUUCACCCCAGUUCUGUUUUUAUUGCUGAAUCCAUUCGGAAAAGUUCAAAACCUCGUGUGUCUUACUCAUCAGGGCGAGGGAGUCCCGGGUCCUCAGCCCCUGCGGUCUGGUGUGUGACAAUCCAAGCAUGGUGUCCCUCUGCACCAGCCAGCCAGGGGGCCCUGUCCCUGCAGUGCUCUGUACGCAGCCCAGGUUCCCACAACAGCCCUUAUUUUUCAGUUAAAAUCUCUAAUAAAUCGGGUAUUAAACA
Messenger RNA from Mesocricetus auratus (golden hamster), 4379 nucleotides. It is a transcript of the gene Pip5k1c, whose product is annotated as phosphatidylinositol-4-phosphate 5-kinase type 1 gamma. The transcript is spliced from 19 exons. Gene Ontology annotation, biological process: phosphatidylinositol metabolic process. The record is from RefSeq and is a predicted model, not a curated record. Gene Ontology annotation, molecular function: phosphatidylinositol kinase activity. Lineage: Eukaryota; Metazoa; Chordata; Mammalia; Rodentia; Cricetidae. Bases 97 to 2163 code for a protein of 688 amino acids.